AGACAGACAGACAGACAGACAUGUGUUUUGUGCUGACAGAUCACAUCUAAGAUGAAAAUAGAAGUGGAUAAGAUCAUCACUGAAUAUGGAACAAACCCUGACAAUCAACGACAUUGGAAGCUUCUGGAUAAUGUACAGCGCUAUGGGCACUGCUGUGGUAUGCAGAGUCCUAAUGACUGGCAGAGCAACAUGUUCAUUAAGAACAACAGUCUGAUAGAGGUGUAUCCCUGUUCCUGUUUCAACACCACGGACUGUCCUGCCAUCUCAGGAUUCAGCACACUGCUGUUUGGAAAUGGAAGUGAAACACAGAUCCAUCCACAGAGAUGUGUAGACAUAAUCACCAACUGGCUGAAGGAGAACACUUUGACAAUAGUGGGAAUGGAAGUGGGCCUGCUAAUCAGUCAGGUCCUCCAGUUUAUAGUGGCUGUGUAUCUGUACCAGACUGUUGGUCAGAAAGUCAAGCUGAGAAAUGUUAGUCAACUGAUUCUCUCUGAGGACCAUUGUGAACCAAACCCUGACUACCUUGAUGACCCUGACUACUCUGACCAAAACCAUGCCUAUCCUGAACCAAACCAGGCCUACGCACAUACAAACCUUGCCUACCCUGAAGAAAUCCUUGCCUACCCUGAUGACCAACACCCGGCCUACUCCGGACCAAACCAUUUCUACCGCUAACCAGGACCAGAGUGUUGCUGUAUGACAGAAGACACUUUGGGUGCUAACAUUGAAUUGCUCAGUGGAGGCUGGUGAGAGGACAUAUAGGAGGAUAGGCUCAUUGUAAUGGCUGGAAUGGAAUGAUUUGAAUGGAGUCAAACGUGCUUUCCAUGUGUUUGAUACCAUUCCAUCAAUUCCAUUCCAGCCAUAACAAU
This is a messenger RNA of Oncorhynchus keta (chum salmon), 869 nucleotides long. RefSeq names its product leukocyte antigen CD37-like. The coding region runs from base 52 to 675 and encodes 207 amino acids. Gene Ontology annotation, cellular component: membrane. The transcript is spliced from 4 exons. Lineage: Eukaryota; Metazoa; Chordata; Actinopteri; Salmoniformes; Salmonidae. The record is from RefSeq and is a predicted model, not a curated record.